AUGCCCGAUUUUGCCCCGUCUUCUCUCAAUUCCAUGGAUGAUAUGAAGUACCAACUCCAGUCCCUCCUCGACUCCAAGGAGAAGCAACUCCAGCAGGCGGGGACGCUCGGGCAGCGGGUUCUGGCCCAGCAGAUGGAGCUAGAAGAGCGCAUCAGGCAGAUCCAAGAGUUCGCGGCCGACCAUUCUGAGGACGACGACAUCGACUUGCAAGUACGCGACAAGUACGAGGAGCUGGCGAAUACGAUCCGCGCGUGGGAUACGGAGAACGCGCAGUUGUCCAGUGCAUUUGGAUCCCAGCGCGCGGUCAACGGAGCAAAGCCGUCGCCUUCUGUCACGCCACACCAAGAACCCGAGCGGUCAAAGGUGUCCUCAGGUCCAUCGUCCGCAGCCCAAUCCCGCCGUGCCAAGAAUGCUGCUCAUCGCGCAGACGACGUCGAAUUCGCGUUCGAGAUCGGCAGCGGACUCCUCACGGAGGUUCGGCGCCUUCAGAGCUUGCUCGGCGAACGCGACAAGGCCAUUCAGGACAUGAAGGAGGAAAAGGACGAUCUCGAGAGGUCGGUCGAGAGCUUGCGCACAGCCCUCAAGCAGCAGGAGGCGAAUGCAGACAAGUACAAGGAGGAGAACUGGAAUCUUGAAGUCACGCUGCAAGAGCUCCGAGCCCAGUUCACCGACUCUCAAGGAUCUGUACAACGUUUAGAGGGCGAGCAUAAGCGCCUCAACAAGCUUCUCGCCAGUGCGCGUGACACGAGCGACCACUUCAAGAACGAGGCCGAGCGUCUUCAGGGCCUUUAUGAUGAUUUGAAGUCGAAGCACGAGACUGAUAUCGCUCAAGCUCGGAAGCACGCCGCCGGACUCGCUCGUGACAAGUCCGACCUUCAGCAGACCGUGGACGCGUUGAAGGCACAGCAGCAGCGCGCUGCUCGGCGCAUAGGUCGCUUCGGCUCUCCCCUGACUCCUGGCGGCGAUGCGGAUAGUCGUGCGAACGAUUUCUUGACUCCGGGUGGCGGCGAGGAUGAUUUCUUCAGCCCUGGAACCACUGGUGGCAUGUCAAUCAACAGGCGACGCAUGGAGAGCAACACGCUGUACGACGACGCCGCCUUUGGCGAAGAACUUGAUCCUGAUAGUCCGGAGCCGUCUCCUAGUCGUCCUUUCCUGUCUCCGAAUCACCCGACUAACGAGAUCGAAGCUUUGCAGCAGCGUCUAGCACAUGCGCAACGCCAGAUCAACACCCUGAAGAGCAGCUUGCAGCGGGAGAAGGAGUCGAAGUUGGAAUAUCGCAAGCGUCUUGUGGAAGCAUCUCCCCGAGCAGUCGACGACCUUGAAGAUGAUGGAUUCGAGGAUGAGGAGACCGUCGAUGCGCCUGCCAAUCGGUCAACCAGAUCGCGAGGUACUCCUUUCCGCUCAGGUGGCCGUGGAAGAGGACGCGGUCGUGGUGGUCGUAGUGGCCUCACUCUGGCGCAAAGGCUGGGCAUGGCUGCUAACAGCCCCUCGUCUGAGUACAAUGAUGACGACGAGCUCGAUACGACCGAUGCGCCACCCGUCCCGCCGAUUCCCAUCAACUUCCAGGCCGCAGACGAGCAUCACGACGUACUCGUCGAGGAGGAAGACGAAUUUGAUGUGCCGCCUCGCGAGCCAUCCCCGUCGCCCACGAACCGCUCCAACCGCACGAGCGUCGAUGGCAUGGACCCUGCUUUCGCGAACGUGCUCAAGAGGACACCGUCUACGAGCUCCAUACCUCACGCUGGCAGUCCUCUUCGCCAGUCUGUGCUUGGGCGUUCCACUCGUGGUGGCACCAUCGGCCGCAAGGGACGCGGCGGCGCAGCCUACAUGCAGAGUCGUCCGCCCUCGCUCGUUGGUGCGCCGGAGGCGCUCUCGGCAGAGCUGAACCUCAGCGGCUCGCCGUUGAAGCGGAACGACUCGCUCAGAGUUGCCAUCGACGACGGCCCUGAGACUGUUGACUUCGGCACGCAAACUGAUCCUGAGCCCAUCAAGGAGGAGAUCAAGCCAGAGCCGGCGCCUGUCAUAGUACCAGAGCCGAUCGCAGCACCAACACCGGCUGUCCCGACCGUUGCUACUGUGGAGAUGGGCAUCCAAUGCGAUCCUGAGCCGUCACCACCACCACCUUCGACUGCGGAGAGCUCGAUGCAGACAGAGCCCGAACCUGUUGUGCGUCGAUCCAGCAUGGGCGUCCAGCACGAGUACAAGGAACCAGUGCCCGUCCGCGUCGACAGCAGCGUUGGGACGCUCCCCGUCUCCGUCGCAGAAGCCGAGAUGCAAACGGUCGCCGUCGCUGCACCCCCUGCAACGCCGAAGAGCGCAGUUGUCCCGGUCGAGGUUGAUCGCACUCCUCGUCGUUCAUUUCCGUUACAAGAGAACGACGAUGGCGAAGAGACGGAGACGGGUCCAGCGACGGAAACCGAUACGGACGCGUACCAGGAUGCUCUUCAGGGGAGAAGCGGGUCGCAAAGUCAAGAUGACGACUUCCAUUCGAUCUUGACUAUGACGGAGAACGACUACCCCAGCUCGGACGAAGACGUAGAGAGCGUGACGACGUCGCGGGUGCCGCCACGUCUGAACGACCAGUCGGCUGCCUCUUCAAGACCUGAAUCCUCCAUGUACACUACUGCAUCGGAGAUCGCGGCUCGCUCUGGCACUCAAUCACCUGUUGUGCCCUCAGCCACAUACGACUCCAAGUCGGUAUCGGCAGAGUUCAUUGCAGAGCCGGCGCCUGUCCAGCCUGCACCACCAAAGCCGGUCCUCAAGGAUAUGUCCAUCCAAACCGACGAGUGGAAGCCGCCUGCACCGAUCGCUUCACCUAUACCAUCUUCGCCUGGUCUAUACCGCGUUGGUGUUGGUGCCAACCAGCAGUUCCAGUUCAUCGCUCCUUUACCGCCGUCAAAGGCAUCUACCCCUUCGAACGCGGCAGCGCCUGCAGCGCAGACAUUGGCGACCAAGCCCGCAUCCGCCACAGCAUCCGUCUUCCGCGAUGUAGGUGCCCGAUACAGUCAUUCGCGCGCGUCGUCUGACAGGCGGGAGUCCUUGGAGUCCGCCAUGUCUUCCUUCACCGACGAGUCCCGUCCGCGUCUGUCCUCGGGCGGUUCAUCAAACCUGUUGGACGCCUUCAUCGAGCCCAAGAGACGGCCGCCGACAAUGAUGGUGCCGCCGCCCCCUCGAGCACCCCCUCCACCAGGCAGCAUGCCUCCGCCGUCCUUCAUUCCCGAGCGACGCUCGCACGACAUCCCUCCGCCGCGACCAUCUUCCCCUCCGCCUCCGGAGCUCAUCCAGCGGGCCACCACUCCCACUUUCGGCUCCGUGCUGUCUGUGCCCGGCGGCGGGCGUGGCACAUUCGGGAGAGCUCAGGGGUCCAGCAUGCCUCCUUCCCAGACGUCGGCCAUCAGGCAGCCCCCAUCCACCAGCAGCUUCAGGUCCGCGUUCAAUGCCUUCAGCAGUCUCAGGGGAGAACGUCGGGAGAUGUCCAGCACUUCCUUGGUGUCGGACCACAGCAUGGCCUCGCCGCGCUCCUCCAUGUCGUCCGAGCACUACCGGGCUCAUGUCCUUGCCAAUGCUCCUGUCACCCCGAGCAGAAGCCAGGGACACGACAUGUCCGCACGCCAGCUGGCCAAUCCGACGGACCCGGCGAUCAUCCACGCGAUCACGCAGACAAUGAUUGGAGAGUACUUGUACAAGUAUACUCGUCGGACGAUCGGCAAGGGUCAUGGCGAGAAGCGGCACAGGCGCUUCUUCUGGGUGCAUCCGUACACGAAGACCUUGUACUGGAGCGACGCGGACCCCGGCUCAUCCAAUGUCGCGGAGUCGAGUGCGAAGAGUGCCUACGUCGAGGGUGUUCGCUCGGUGCUGGACCCCAACCCCAUGCCGCCGGGUCUGUACCAAUACAGCGUCAUCAUCUCCACGCCUCAGCGUGAGAUGAAGUUCACCGCACCUACCAAGGAGAGGCACGACAUCUGGCUCAGCGCUCUCAAGUACCUGCUGUCUCGGCCCAAUCCCGCCAACAUCUCUGCUGGGAACGCGACGGUAAUGCCGCAGAGUCCGAUGUCUUCCUUGUCAGAUGAUGAGCGUGACCGUGGCAACAUGCUGACCGGCAGUCCGCAAAGCGCGCGCAGCGGUCGAAGUGCUCACCGCAGCGAAGGGUGGAAUACGACGCCAAGGGGGCAGCGCAGUCGGUCGCGAAUGUCGCAUAUCGGUGGCUCUAUCGGGAAGCGCGCGGGUACCCCUGCUGCCGAAUACCUUCGUUAUCAGCCGGAGAGCCCCUACAGCCCCACGAGGUCCUUCGUCGACGUUCCUGCACCGGACGACGACGACCUGGACUUCGAGCUGCAUGGCGAGUCCCUGUCGGAUGAGGGCUUCGAGGGCUUGGAGAAUGUACGCGCAUGCUGCGACGGACGGCAUACGGUCGGACGCUCGGGCAAGAUACACCACCAUCACCAUCACCACCACCACAGCGGCGAGCCUGUGGCCGCGAACGGGCAGCGGCUGGACGCACCAGCGCCAGAGCGACCGAUCUCACCGUCCGCGUGGUCUUUCCGCUCGCGCGCCGGGAGCACGAACUCGCGCGAAGGGGGCCUGUUUGGCUGGGGCAGGGGAGACGACGGGAAGCUGCGCUUUGGGUCGCGGCGGUCGAAGACGACGCCCGUGCCCGAUGCUUAA
Messenger RNA from Schizophyllum commune H4-8, 4665 nucleotides. RefSeq lists its product as uncharacterized. Gene Ontology annotation, molecular function: tubulin binding; phospholipid binding. Gene Ontology annotation, cellular component: mitochondrion; cell cortex. Lineage: Eukaryota; Fungi; Basidiomycota; Agaricomycetes; Agaricales; Schizophyllaceae. Gene Ontology annotation, biological process: establishment of mitochondrion localization; microtubule cytoskeleton organization; dynein-driven meiotic oscillatory nuclear movement. The transcript is spliced from 6 exons. The coding region runs from base 1 to 4665 and encodes 1554 amino acids. The record is from RefSeq and is a predicted model, not a curated record.